Messenger RNA from Fundulus heteroclitus (mummichog), 1723 nucleotides. Its product is annotated as OX-2 membrane glycoprotein. The transcript is spliced from 6 exons. Gene Ontology annotation, molecular function: cell-cell adhesion mediator activity. NCBI's taxonomy places the organism in Eukaryota, Metazoa, Chordata, Actinopteri, Cyprinodontiformes, Fundulidae. The record is from RefSeq and is a predicted model, not a curated record. The coding region runs from base 140 to 952 and encodes 270 amino acids.
AAGUCAUGAUUCAGCAUGGGAGAGAAACCCCUCCAACCAUGUGUUAGGUUUCAUUUUCCCCUCCUCCUCCUCCUCCCUAUAAAAAGCUCCAGCCCCAAACACAAGCCAUUCAUCAGCUGGGCUCAAGCAGUGACACAACAUGUAUCUGAUUCUCAUUAUCGUAUCUUUGGCUUUUGAAGCCCAAGCCUCUGAUAUCAGCUCCCAUGGGACAACCACAGUUAUGUAUGGUGAAGAGGCGAGGUUCACCUGUACGCUCGCAGACCCCACAGGUGUGUUGCAAGUUACCUGGCAGCGGGGCCUGAAACCGGAGCUGUUGGAAAACCUGGCAACGUACAGCAAGCGUUUUGGGGAGCAAAUAAAUUCGCCUUUUGCAAAAAAGGUGAGCUUCAACGAGUCGUCUCUAAGCUCCUCCUCCAUCGUGCUGAAGAAUGUGACGUGGGAGGACGAGAACUGCUACGUUUGCUCCUUCAACGCCUAUCCCGAAGGCUCCAAAAGGAAGCAGAUCUGCCUCAAGGUGGAAGGAAUUGUGAGCACGCUUGUCUCCACAAGCAAUUCUACCACGAAAAGCGGGCAGAAGGUGCUCAGCUGCUCGGCCACGGGGAAACCUGCACCCACGGUGGACUGGGACAUCCCGCCCAACAUCACCAGAGUCCUCCAACCGACAGCUGAAGUCAGCCACAGCAACGGGACGUUCACCAGCAGUAGCAGCAUCACAGUGGAUAAAGACUGGACAGGACGUGUGGAAUGUGUGCUGAACAAAGGAAAGAAUGGAGAGCGGCGGGAAGAAUUAAUUCUCCCUGCCCAGCCGGAACCAGGCCCAGUGGAAGGGAAGCGGUCACAGAUGGCUCUGAUCAUCUCAGCGCUAUCGAUCCUCAUCUGUGUCAUCGCUGUGGCAACAGUAGUCAUCCACAAGAGAUUAAAGAAGAGCGCCGACAGGUUCACUGCAGUUUGAUCCACUUUUAAAGGCAGCAGAGCAUCCAAGCAUUACAACGACCUCUGAGGCUGCUGCACCGGUGACGUGAAUAAGCUAAAGCCAGACGCUUCACUGGCUUUCUGGACGACAAAUCCACUGAAUUUAAUAGGGGACAGAUCACAUUUCUCUCAAACUGCAGCACUUUGCACUUUAAUACUGAGCUUUGCCGGCGGGCUUUGUUGAAUGUACCAACCACUGAGGAACCCCAGCAGUGUCAGAAAUAACAGGAGCUGUUAAGUAGGUGUUGUGCAAUAGUCCAACAACAAGCUGACGUCCUGACUGCGAAUUGAGCCUGUGGCGCCAUCUGGUGGCCACGUGUGUGAAUAUGUUUCGUUUCAGCACAAACUGUCCUGAGAACUAUUACCUCACUUACAAAAGCCUUCAUGAGGAGUUUGUUUCCCUCCUAAUAUAUAGAAAUUAUUUUUCCAUGUUGCUUGAAUGAUUGGUUGCAGUUUGGCUCUCUUCUUGCAGUUUGCACGUCUUUGUUGUGGUUUAAAUGUUAUUUAUUGCUUGCACAGAAAAUGCAAAACUAACUUAUACAAUUUUUGUUUCUUUUUUCAAUCUUUAUUGUUUAAAUGUGCCAUUUUACUUCAGUUCAUUUUCCCCAGGAUUACUUGUUAAGGAUUUUUUUUUUCCAAUGUGUUGUUAAAGAUUAUUUAUUUUCACAUUUAUUUAAUGUUGUUUUGUUAAAUAAAAAUGUUCAGGCACCACGAGUUGCCUAAAUUGUGAUUAAAAGUCCUUUUCCUUCUU